Messenger RNA from Durusdinium trenchii, 447 nucleotides. The record is from the annotation of a GenBank genome assembly. NCBI's taxonomy places the organism in Eukaryota, Dinophyceae, Suessiales, Symbiodiniaceae.
GUCCGUGGCCUCCGGCGCCUCUUCGUCGCCGACGCCGCCGCGCUGCCGGGGCCGCCGGGCGGCCACACCGCGGCGGCCGCCCUGCUGGUGGCACAGCGCGCGGUGCGUACGGCGCGGCGCCUGGCCGCGCGCGACGAUGCGGCUGACGAGGGCGAUGGCGAGAAGGACGAGGAGGACGAUUCGGCGGAGGCGAUGGAGACGCCCCACAUGCCGUUGCCGGACGGGUGGUCCAUGCCGACGGUGGCCUUGGGCACUGGGACGAUGCCUAAGGAGCGCGUGGCUGAUGCCGUGGCGACCUUCGUGGCGCUGGGCGGUCGACACAUUGACACCGCUGCGAUGUAUGAGAACUAUCUGGAGAUUCGACAAGGCCUUGACCGUGCGGCAGAGACGGAGAGGCGACGGACGGAUGUCUUCAUCACCUCAAAGGUCAUGCCACUGGGUGCCCAG